GUGGAUGUAGUUAUUUGUUACCGAGUGUGAGCCCGCAUUGAUGACGACGUUCCAUGAGGAAAGCCGGCUGUCCUUGAUCUUGUUUCCUGUUUGCCACAAUCUGAAAAUCACAUCAUACUUGUCCUGAACUGCUGAAGCGCGAAGCAUUGUUCAUUAAAGUCUGUGGAAAGAGAAGACUACUCUGGAGCAAAAAAAACAACCUUAAUUGAAAUUAUAAUAACAUUGUUAUUGAGUGGUAAGAACAAUGAUGAAUUCUUCCUCGCUUGCCGCCCAACCACAGCACUUGAAUUCCUCUGUCAUGAAUGCAAGUAUAAAGCAAGAGAACACUGCUGGAGAUGCUGAGUCAAUGUUCUACCGCGAUGCCUCCAUCAGGCGCGUUGAUGCCGACACAGAAGGUGUGAAGGUAGAAGGAAGAUUAGAAAUUGAUGUGGAUGACAAAGGAACAGUAAAGAAGGAGCAGGAGGUGGAGAAGAAACGAGGAGGGGAGGAUGGAAUCGGCAAUGAACCAAGUGUAGACAUUUAUAUCAAUAACGUUGUGUGUGCUUUUAGUGUGAGAUGCCAUCUGAAUCUUAGGAGGAUAGGACAGUCUGGUGCCAAUGUGGAGUACCGGAGAGAAUACGGGAAAGUGAACAUGAGGUUCCGCAAUCCCCGAGCCACUGCUACCAUCUGGUCAUCGGGUAAAAUCACCAUCACAGGCAAUGAUAGCGAAGAGCAUGCAAAGAAGACUGCAAGGAAGUGUGCCAGGGCACUGCAGAAAAUGGGUUUCAAUGUACGGUUUUCAAAAUAUAAGGUUGUGAAUGUACUAGGAACCUGCUCACUGCCAUUUGCCAUACGUAUCAGGAACUUCUCUCAAAGGCAUCCAAAUAGUGCAAGCUAUGAGCCUGAGUUACAUCCAGCUGUCACCUACAAGAUGUACAAUCCCAGGGCAACUCUGAAGAUAUUCUCAACAGGGAGCAUCACAGUCACAGCGCCAGCCGUAGACAACAUCAGCAAAGCAAUAGAACACAUAUACCCCUUGGUUGAGGUUCAUAAGACGCCCCUCAGUGAGGCAACCAUACAGAAGAGACUCGCCAGAAAACGCAAACGAGAAGGAUAUGUCGAGGAAGAUGAAGAGAACACUGAUGAUGAGUACGCCGAUGAGGACGCGUUAGACGAUGAGGAAGACAGCGACGACUAUUCAUCGGACGAUAGUAGCUGAGAGAGUGAGUGGAUGAUCGGGCGCUGCCGUCCACGUGGAGGUUGAAGAAAGAGGUUUUAUGUUCUCAUUGCUCCUUUCAAAACUGCAUCAGGUUUUCAGUGCAAGAAGCUGAAGGCCGGCUUAUGAUUUGGCAGUAUGGAGAAAAUGUGGUGGUCUUAUGUUGAACAUAGUUCAUGUAUGCUUUGGAUUACCAGGGAGACCUUUCAUCAGCUUGGGUCAUCUGACAACUUUUCUGGGUUGAGAUAGGCCAGGAAGCAUAGGUGUCUAAUUGCUUCUAUUGUAAAUGUCGGAUAAUGAAAACUUUAUGAAAUAGUGUCCUGGCUGCAUGGCUGGCAUAUAUAUAUCCAGAACAUGAGGGAUCCUACGACCCUUUACUGAUGUUCAUUUCUUCACCAAGUCUUCGGUCCAAAUUCACAUUUUGCAUCUAUGGAUUGAGUCCACUGCUUAUCUAAAUUAAUUUAGAUAAGCAAUUGGCUCAUGAACUAAAAACUGGUGGAUUUAUUAAUGCUCGAACUUUGCAACAAACAUAAAUCUAGCUCAAAGUUCACACCUUGGACCCUCUCUCAACAUGCUUAAUUUAUCCAUGAGAUCAAAGCACAUAUUUAAAACCACCUGUGUGAAUUUGGGCCUUAGAGUUUUGAAUAUAUGCUACCGAACCAAAUCACUAACCUGCCACUUAAGACAAGAUAUUUUCAAGGCAGGGUUUGAUUUUGAAAGUUCUAAUUUGGAAAAAAAAUCUUGUCAAUAUGUGUGUUGCAGAAUCAACAUAAACAUAAUUAGGCAUUGUCUAAGAAUUUUGAGUAAUAAGCUUUGGUGAAAAGUGGGUCCAGGAACAGAUUAAAUUUGAAUUCCUAUUUAAAUGCUGUAUGUAUUGAAAUUUAAUAUUUCAGGAGUCUGCUACUAAAGUGCUAGAGACAAUAAGCAAUUUGGGAUCUGUUCAGUUUUGAUGGACAUUUGUGAUGCUGAUAACAAGAAGAUGGAGGGCUAAGUUUUCAGAUAAUUGUUUAUAAAUGUGUUUGUAAAUGGAUAAAUUGAUAUGAAAGAGCUUUAUGUGCGUUAAAUAUAUGUACCAAGUGCCUUUAUUUAUUAUAUCCUUUACAUGGCGAGAGUUUAAGAAUUGAUUUGUAAGGGACUUUUUGAUUCUUGCAUCUAUAUCAUGGACUGUUAAGACAUGGUUUUGUUUGAAAUGAUUUUAUUCCGACUCUUUUCCUGUCUUAAUAAAACGUCCUCAUAUUGGUGAUUUGGGGUUAUCCGAAGUCUAAUUCUUUCCAAUAAAGCCAGAUUGAAUAAAAAAACAUAGAACCCAGAGUAAUAACAUGCAGUUGCUCAAAAGGCGAUGAACCCACCACAAAAUGCACUCCUUUUUUAAUUGUAGACAACAGCACAACAAUGGUCAGCGAAUUCAGGACAAGUGGAAUGCCUCUGGCUGUCUCACCUGCAUCACGCGAUUCAAUAUAGCAGCAGUGCUGACUUUGAAAACUAAUAUAAAAUAGUUAUUCACAAAAAACACCAUUCAUAUAAUGAUACAAUACUACGUUCAUUGACAUUUGACCUUGAUAAUGUGACCUAAAACUUGUCAGUGAUACUUGAUUACCCCUAUAUCCACAUUUUAUACACUAUAUCUAUAAACUUUGAAAGUUAUGACAGCAAUCUAAUGAUUACCUCUAAAAUGGCCAAAGUUCAAUGACCUUAAAUGACCUUUGACUUUGGUCAUGCGACUUGAAACUCGUAUGAGAUGUUCAGUUAUACUUGAUGACACUUCUGUCCAAGUUUUAUGAACUAGACCAAUAAACUUUCAAAGUUAUGAUGAUAAUUCAUCAAAUACCCCCAACUUGGCCAAAGUUCAUUGACCUUGCAUGACCUUUGACCUUGAUCAUGUGACCUGAAACUCGCACAGGAUGUUCAGUAAUACUUGAUUACCCUUAUGUCCAAGUUUCAUGAAUCAGAUCCAUAAACUUUUAAAGUUAUGAUGGUAAUUCAACAGAUACCCCCAAUUGGCCAAAGUUCAUUGACCCUAACUGACCUUUGACCUUGGUCAUGUGACGUGAAACUCAAGCAGGAUGUUCAGUAAUACUUGAUUAACCUUAUGGUCAAGUUUCGUGAACUAGGUCCAUAUAUUUUCUAAGCUACAUGUAUGAUGACAUUUCAAAAACUUAACCUUAGGUUAAGAUUUUGAUGUUGAUUCCCCAACAUGGUCUAAGUUCAUUGAUCCUAAAUGACCUUUGACCUUGGUCAUGUGACCUGAAACUCAGGCAGGAUGUUAGUAAUACUUGAUUAACCUUAUGGCCAAGUUUCAUGAACUAGGUCCAUAUACUUUCUAAGUUAUGCUGUCAUUUCAAAAACUUAACCUUAGGUUAAGAUUUUGAUGUUGAUUCCCCCAACAUGGUCUAAGUUCAUUGAUCCUAAAUGACCUUUGACCUUGGUCAUGUGACCUUUGACCUUGGUCAUGUGACCUGAAACUCAGGCAGGAUGUUAGUAAUACUUGAUUAACCUUAUGGCCAAGUUUUCAUGAACUAGGUCCAUAUACUUUCUAAGUUAUGCUGUCAUUUCAAAAACUUAACCUUCGGUUAAGAUUUGGUGUUGACGCCGCCGCUGUCGGAAAAGCGGCGCCUGUAGUCUCACUCUGCUAUGCAGGUGAGACAAACACCAACUGUAUUGAAUAUGAUAUGAUAUCACUUGACUGCACAAUGAAAUACAGGGCAGAACUUGAACACUUUAAAUACAUGUAUGUUCAUUUUUUGGUGGGGUUUACUAACUUUUUAGUACCAUUGUAUAUUGGUUGAUAAUCUUACAAGCUAACCCAGGUUGAUGACAAUGUUUAACAUUGCAGAAAUCCUAUUAAAGGGAUGGUCCAGGCUGAAGAUAUUUAUAUCUCAAUAAAUAGAGUAAAAUUUACAAAGCAAAAUGCUGAAAAUUUGAUCAAAAUCGGAUAACAAAUAACAAAGUUAUUGAAUUUUAAAGAUUUGCAUUAUUCCGGUGAAACAGUUCUAGGCAUGUCUUUAUGAAUAAUCAUUAGGGGGGGGCUGAUGAUGUCAUAUCCCCACUUGUUCUUUUAUAUUUUAUUAUAUAAAAUUAGGUUUAUUCAAAGAUUUUCUACCAAGAACUAAAACAAUUCGAUUGACAACUGAUGAGUGCAUUUGUUAUAUACUGCCGUAAGUUAUUUCAUCAUAAUGGAGACCCAUCAUCUACACAUGCAUGGAAAAAUGAAAUAUUUAUGUCGUGUAAUAACAUAAGAAAAGGAAAGUGGGGAUGUGACAUCAUCAGCCCACCUAAUGAAUAUUCAUGACGAUGUGCAUAUAACUGUCUUCUCAAAAUAUUGAUAAACUUUAAAAUUCAAUAACUUAGUUAUUUUGUUAUCCGAUUUUGAUGAAAUUUUCAGCAUUUUGCUCUGUGAAUUUUACUAUAUUUAUUUAGAUAUAAAUAUUUUCAGCCCGGACCAUCCCUUUAAAGAUAUGGAAUAGAAUCUGGAUUGUGUCUGGUCAAUGAUACAUAUUCAGUUUCGAUUUUCAGGAGAUUUUUUCUUUUCAGGGAUUCAUUUUACAAUGUAUCACUGUCACAUUCUACAUGUACUUCCCCCUUUAAGUUUGACAAGGAUUGUUUUGAAAAAAGCAAAACAUUGUUUUUGUAAAAAAAAAAAAAUAUAUAUAUAUGACUUUGCAAGCAGAGGUAGGAAGUAUGGUAUGAGGUAUGAAAUACUUUGAAUUUUAAUGGAAGGGGAAAAGGGAUAAUUUUAUGUCCGAGUAUCAACUCCUUAAUUGCUUGUUAUUGGUUGAAUUUGCAAAUAUUCAUUUGAAAUUAAACAGCUCUUGGAUUGCUAUGCUUAUUUAUAGCACCAGACAAAUAUAUUUUAUAUGGAUAUUUAUUUUGUUGCACCUUGUGUUGAACAUGAUUAUUUUUUUCAUAUUUUCUAUAUUAUGUGUAUCAUAUAAAAAGUGUCCUCCGAAAUAGCCAUGUACAUGAAUUUGUUAAAUUUUUCCUUAUUUAUUUUGUAACAUUUGAUGUGUUCGAAGUUUUGAUACUAAACAACAAUGUAAGAUUUCUGGUGUUUUGACCAUUCAUCGUGAAUGAAAAUGUCUCUCCGUUUUUACUAAAUUGGAAUUGAGGAAUCCUUUGGUAAUGACUGGAUUGUGUUUUGGAGUAAAAGGGAUGCUCCGAGCUGUAACUUAUAUGGUUUAGCAGAU
Molecule: messenger RNA, 5379 nt
Organism: Lytechinus pictus (painted urchin)
Lineage: Eukaryota; Metazoa; Echinodermata; Echinoidea; Temnopleuroida; Toxopneustidae
Product: TATA box-binding protein-like 1
Exons: 7
Coding region: 245-1198 (317 amino acids)
Biological process (GO): DNA-templated transcription initiation
Molecular function (GO): DNA binding; general transcription initiation factor activity
Source: RefSeq, a predicted model, not a curated record